GUUUGCUGGAUGGUCAACUCUAUGGCUCUAGCUGUCCUGUUAGCCUCUUCGGGAGAGAAUGUCGAAAAAGAAAAUAAGAAAACUGUCAGACGGUGUUGCCACAAUUUGAAUAAACUCGCAGCAUCUCUGGAAACUGAAAAUCAUGCCAGAAUGAUUGCACAAAUCAACAUCCUGCUGGAUCUGAUAGUUUUGAGAAAACCGCUGGUCAGCGCUUCUGGAUUCUUCGAUAUCAACUUUAGGGUACUAGGUUUUAUAUUAUCCACCGUCACAACUUAUUCUAUUGUUAUUAUACAGUUUCUUUUGAACCACCCUGUAGAGAGUAAUUGAAAAUUUAUUGU
Molecule: messenger RNA, 338 nt
Organism: Sitophilus oryzae (rice weevil)
Lineage: Eukaryota; Metazoa; Arthropoda; Insecta; Coleoptera; Curculionidae
Exons: 2
Coding region: 10-327 (105 amino acids)
Biological process (GO): sensory perception of taste
Cellular component (GO): membrane
Source: RefSeq, a predicted model, not a curated record